UCCCCUUUCUAUGCUGGAUGCAUUGGUGUAGAAAUCCAGUGCAUCCUCCUUGCAGGCAGCAGAGCUCCUCCAUGUGUCCUACCUACCUCCCACCACUGUCCCAUUUUCCUGUGAUCUCCUGCUCAGGUCUCUGCUGGGAUCUCUGCCCCUCCUCUUGCAUCCCAUAGAAAUCCCCCCUUUUGUAUGAUGUCUUCUCAUUCCAUCCUCGUCUGGCCAUCUCCCAGCAUUGAUCUCCUCCUUCCUCUUCUCCCAGUCUCAUCACUUCCCUAGAGUUGGAUUUCCAGGGGAGCUGUCCUUCAGCACCAUGCAGCGUCUUCUCCAGCCCUGGAGGUGCCACCUCAACGAAUGACAUCUCAGGUUAAAUGUAAUCAAGCUCAAUGGGUCCGGCAGGCAAGAUGAACUCGUGCAAAUUCAUGGACCAGGACAUUGAAAGUCGGGGCAUUAAGUUGCCCAAACAAGUACAGAACCCUCCCCCGGUGCAAACCAACCGUACCAUGGUGAUGGCAGAACCAGAGAAGAGGCGGAGGCAGAGGUACGUAGAGAAAGACGGCAAAUGUAACGUUCACCAUGGAAAUGUCCGGGAGACCUACCGCUAUCUGACAGACAUAUUCACCACCUUGGUGGACCUCAAGUGGAGAUUUAAUCUUCUAGUCUUCACCAUGGUUUACACCAUCACGUGGAUUUUCUUCGGAUUCAUCUGGUGGCUCAUUGCCUACAUCCGUGGAGACCUCGACCACAUUGAGGAUGCAUCAUGGACGCCGUGUGUUGACAAGUUGAACGGUUUUGUAUCCGCCUUCCUUUUCUCCAUAGAGACAGAAACCACCAUAGGUUAUGGAUACAGGGUCAUCACCGAUAAGUGCCCCGAGGGAAUCAUUCUUCUGCUGGUCCAAGCCAUCCUUGGCUCCAUAGUCAAUGCCUUCAUGGUGGGCUGCAUGUUUGUAAAGAUCUCCCAGCCAAAGAAGCGAGCAGAGACCCUCAUGUUCUCCAAUAUGGCGGUCAUCUCUGUGAGGGACGGGAAGCUAUGUUUGAUGUUUCGGGUGGGAGACCUGAGGAACUCACACAUUGUGGAGGCGUCCAUCAGAGCCAAGCUGAUCAAGUCCAAACAGACCAAGGAGGGAGAGUUUAUACCCCUCAACCAGACGGACCUUAAUGUGGGUCUCGACACCGGAGACGACCGCCUCUUCCUGGUUUCUCCUCUUAUUAUCUGUCACGAAUUUAAUGAACACAGUCCGUUCUAUGAGAUUUCCAAAGAGCAGCUGGGGAAGGAAGAGUUCGAGAUUGUAGUCAUCCUGGAAGGGAUGGUGGAAGCUACAGGUAUGACAUGUCAGGCUCGCAGCUCCUACGUGGAGAGGGAGAUCCUCUGGGGUCACCGCUUCAUGCCGGUCCUCACGCUGGAAGAAGGCUUCUAUGAAGUUGACUACGACACUUUCCACAACACGGACGAAACGCCGACCCCGACCUGCAGCGCCAAAGAGCUGGCGGAGCUGAGCGAGAAGGGCGAGAUGCUGCAGCUCACCUCCAUCAAUAGCAAAGGCAACCAGACCACAGAGAGCGACCUGCAGGAAGGGUCAGAGGUCGAGAGCGCCCCGGCCAUCUCCAACGGGGACGUUAGUAAAAUAAAGAUGGACGCUUGUCCGUAAAUACGGGGGGGAAAUAAAUCUGUGGAAUUUUUUUCGCCAUCAACAGGCAGGACGAUCGUUUAUGAGAAUUUAGGAGCUAUGACGACCUGCUGCGCACGCCAAAUAAUACCGGGAGGCUGCACGUGUUCUGCGCGAAGCGGCCAUCUUGUUGGGCGGAACACUUAAGGGCUCUAGGAUCUGGUGACAUAUUAAGGAAUGAACCCCUCAAGCCCAGAUAUACAAUAGCUUAAGACAGUG
Hyla sarda is the source of this 1877-nucleotide messenger RNA. RefSeq names its product G protein-activated inward rectifier potassium channel 2-like. NCBI's taxonomy places the organism in Eukaryota, Metazoa, Chordata, Amphibia, Anura, Hylidae. The record is from RefSeq and is a predicted model, not a curated record. The transcript has 3 exons. Gene Ontology annotation, molecular function: inward rectifier potassium channel activity. Gene Ontology annotation, biological process: regulation of monoatomic ion transmembrane transport; potassium ion import across plasma membrane. The coding region runs from base 378 to 1640 and encodes 420 amino acids. Gene Ontology annotation, cellular component: plasma membrane.